AUUGCUAUACACAGUGCUGAACGUUACCGAAGAACCCAAUCCGUAUAUCACUUUAAGCUAUAAGAAUAUCCUACUGGAAAUACAUUGACGAAGUGGAGUUAUUCGAACUUCAGAAGAAUUUGAACUUGCAGAAGAAGAUUCCUCGAGCUUAGCAAAGAGAAACAAAGAAUAAUGUCUCAAAGACAACAGAACGUUAAACUUGCUGGUUCAGGCAAGUCAAUAUCAAUGAGUGCCAUAAAAAGCGAACGUGAAAAGGAGUCGUCUGUGCGCACCCUCUCAAUCCCCGAUCAACACCAAAGGAAAGAGAGCUGCUCCGACGAAGAAGGCAAUGCUAUACGAGAGGAGGCAGAAGGCUCCGAUUGUCAACCAAAACCACUCGAGAACCUGAACAAAGCAACGGCGAACCUGGGCCACGAGUCUGCCAACUCGCGGGCUUUUAGAGAAAUGUACCAACGUGGGUGCGCCUCAAAAUACAGUAUGGCUGAUUAUCUUAUUACUGGAGGAACUGGUUAUGUACCAGACGAUGGAUUGACAGGAGCCGCUAUGUUAGCCAACGGAGAAGGCCU
Owenia fusiformis is the source of this 566-nucleotide messenger RNA. The record is from the annotation of a GenBank genome assembly. NCBI's taxonomy places the organism in Eukaryota, Metazoa, Annelida, Polychaeta, Sabellida, Oweniidae.